UUACGGCGGGUUUAGGGUAGAUAAAGACAGCGAAAAAACACUCUGAGUCUCCAAUGAUACUCUGUUUGCAAUACAAAAAACUGCGUCUGGGUAUGCAUUAGGAUUCAUUGCUAUUAUAGAGCAAUGCCGGUUUGCGACAUUACGUCGAGGGGCAACAGCAAUCUCCUGUAGGUGGCUUGCAACGUGCGUACGUAUUUCAUGCGAGAUUUAAUCAAGUUCGUUAACAUGGGCAGGCUAUCCAGAAACACAGCGAAUGGAUUAGCCUAUAUCCUUGCGCUCGUUGUUUCUAUGGCUAUGCCCCCUGAUGUCCUGGGUCAUGGUUACCUGGCAGUACCAUUGUCGCGCAACAUGUACUCCCGUCUCUACGAUCCUGACGCUACCAAGGAAUACACGCCUAACCAGCUCAGCGCUGGAGGUGUAGCGGUCGUGAGUGCGGGCUCCACGCUCACGUGGCCGUUUGGAGCCUACAGUGUGUGCGGCAACCGGGCUGACGACCCCAACCCACGCUGGAUGGUGCCGCGUCCUAUCCAGGCAACCUAUUAUGAAGGAGACAUCAUCAACAUCACCAUCGGCAUCACGGCCGACCACAGGGGCCGCUUUGCCUUCCGCCUGUGCCCCACCACAAACGUCACCAACACCUGCCUCAACGCCAACUGGCUCACCCGGGCGGACCCCGUGCGCCCAGGCGAUCGGUACUGGUACCUAACCGAUAAGACCCGGGCCGACGGAAGCGCCUUGGUUACCCUGCAGAGCCUGGGCGGCUACUCCAACGUGCCUACCUACACGCUCCGAUACCGGCUGCCGGCGGGGGUUACGUGCGACAACUGUGUGCUGCAGUGGUGGUGGCCGACGGCCAACUCCUGCACGCUGCCUUGUGUUCCGGAGGACCCAGACUUCAACCCCGCCAGCGGCCCCAACAGCUGCAACGUCCAGAAGCUAGGUAUCUGCGGCUCCUCGCCAGCCCUGUUCCCGGAGGAGUUCUGGAACUGCGCAGACAUUCGCAUCCUGCCCCGAGGCGCCGCGUCCUCACCACCAUCCCCUGCAUCGCCAAGCCCCAAGCCUGCACCCACCGCCGCGACGCCACCGACAUCUUUUCCCCCGCCCUCGCCCAGCCCCAAACCCUCGCCUCCCUUGCUGUCUCCUAGUCCCAGCCCCAAGGCAGUGAUGCCCCCUCCUGCGCCCAACCCCAGUAGCCCUACCACCUGCAGCACCACCGGUUACUGUGCUGGCAAGGCUGCUGGCCUCUACGCUAAUCCCUGCGACUCCACGUGUGCCACCUACAUCCAAUGUGGUAACGACGUGACCUACCUGAUGACCUGCGGCAGCGGACUGGUCUUUAAUCCCGGCCCCAAGUACUGCGAUUGGCCGUACAACUACAAAUGCCCAGCAGUUUCGCCGUCGCCGUCGCCGGCUCCCUCGCCAGUGGUGUCAAGCCCCUCCCCACCACCUCCCAAGCCGUCGCCAUCUACAAACCCCUCUCCCUCGGCUGCUUCGCCCCCGCCGAAAUCACCGCCGCCUACUCCUUCCCCGAAGCCCACUUCCUACCCUAGCCCAGCCCCCAACAGCCCACCGCCCGCCGAGACCCCUCCUCCACCCAUCCGGCUGCCCCCUCCCAGCCCCAGCCCUCUUCCACCCAUCCGGCUGCCCCCUCCCAUCCCUAGCCCUCUUCCACCCAUCCGGCUGGCCCCCCCCAGCCCCAGCCCUCUUCCACCUCCUGUGCCCAACCCCAGCCCUACCACCUGCACCACCACUGGUUACUGCGGUGGCAAGGCUGCUGGCCUUUACGCGAAUCCAUGUGACGCCGCGUGCGUAACUUACAUCCAAUGUGCAAACGAUGUGACCUACCUGAAGACCUGCGGCAGCGGACUGGUCUUUAAUCCCGGCCCCAAGUACUGCGACUGGCCGUACAACUACAAAUGCCCAGCAGUUUCGCCGUCGCCUGCUCCUUCAUCCUCCCCUUCUCCUUUGCCUUCCCCUUCUUCUUCUCCUGCACCUCCACCGCUGGUCCGCCCCAGCCCUCCACUGUUGUCCCGCCCGAGCCCUCCACCCACGUCUUCGCCGGCUCCUAAUCCCAGCCCUAGCCCUACUCCCAGCCCUGGCCCCAAUCCCAGCCCUAGCCCUAGCCCCACUCCCGCACCUCCUGCUGGCUCUUACAAGGUGGUGGGCUACCUGGAGACUUGGCGAUGGUACCAACAAGGCAGUGUUCCGCCAAGCCUGACCGCCCACCUGCCCAAGCUCACACACAUCAACUACGCCUUCAUUUCCAUCUCGUACAGUCCGCAGUACGACACGUACUAUCUGGAUUUCACUGACCCAUGGGCCGACGUUGGGGCCUGCCUCACGGGAACCGGAACUUGCCCGGCGAGCUGCCUAUCCCUUAACGCCACCUGCGGUGGAUCGAAUCUGGGGAUGAUCCCAACCGUCAAGACAACCGGCGCCACCUGCCCAACGGGCUGUUUUAACCGUGGAGGAGGUUCCAGCAACCGCAUCUGCAACACGGUCCUUUCCGGCAUGUCGUGGCCUCUACAAGCAUGCGGCCAUGUUGCGUACGUGCAGAACUUCAUCUCCAAGUCAGCGCCUAACGUCCGCGUCCUGCUUUCUGUUGGCGGUUGGUACGACAGCAAUUAUUUCUCAAUGGCUACUGCUCCCGCUUACCGCAGCCGCUUCAUUGACUCAAUCGUUGACUUCAUGGACUUAUUCAAAUUUGACGGCGUUGACUUUGAUUGGGAGUAUCCCGGUUUUGAGCACGGUGGUCAGCCACCGUACGGCAUGUCCGAUUACGGGAGUCCAGAUGACGUACGAGACUGUUCUGCUACGACAUGCACGUACGGCAGUCGGCUGCAAGAUGGCGCCAACUACGUCGCAUUCCUGCAAGACCUGCGAUCCCGCUUGAACGGCCGACGCAGUUGGCGAGGGCAGCCUUUCUUGAUGACUAUGGCUGGUCCCAGCGGCACUGACAAGUUGAACAAGAUGACGCUGUCAUCUAUCUGCGCGCAGCUGGAUUGGGUCAACAUCAUGACGUACGACUUGCAUGGCCCCUGGGACACCACUACCGGCCACCAAUCCGCCCUGUCAGACCCCUCCGGAGAUCCGCUGACGGUUUCGGCAGUCGUGGCGCAGUACGUGGCUCGGGGCUGCCCCAAAUCCAAGAUUGUGGUGGGCGUGCCUUUCUACGGCAGGUCCUUCGCGGGUGUGCAGGCGGGCCCCGACACCACAUUACCCGGCUACAAUCAGCCCUUCACCGGCACAGCCGCAGAUCCCAUGCCCAUGCAAAAGACCAUUGCUGCUCUGGGCUACCGUACGGUGUACGAAAACGCCCGGAAUGCGUCGUACGCGUACGACGCAACUUCGAAAACUUUCAUUACGUACGACAAUGAGGCGGCUGUUGCGGCCAAAGCGGCUUACGUGAAGCGUGAGGGGCUGGCGGGGGUGAUGGCCUGGGCUCUGGGUCAGGAGACGCCCCAGCUGUGGACAGCCCUCACCAGCGGUUUGUGAGCUGGUGCGUCAUACAGGACAAAGGUGCGGGGGCUCGUACCUCGUAAUACCAGAUGGUGAUGCACCUGCAUGGUGGCGCCAUUGAUUGGGAUACAAGUGGGUUGUUUGUGGGUGCCAUCACAGGCCAAGAUGGUCAGUUGUGACACUUAAAUAGGUAUGCGCUGAGCGCGCUAGGGUUAUUCAUGCCUCAGGUACAUAACACAUGGACAAAGUAUGUUUGGGGAAUGUGCCUAAUGAGCAUCCAUGGUGCGUGUGAGGCAAGGGGGGCGAAUGUCCUGCUGGCUCAUGCAUGGACACACCGGUGCCGCAACUUGCACUGCUGCAUUUUCCAGUUGCACUGCUGCACUUCCCGGUCAUCCUUCGAAAGGUGCAUGCAUGGUCCAAGCGUUUUGCUGCUCGCAGUCAGACAUACAGACAAGCAAGGCCAUAUGUUUCCCCCGGUUUACUUUUGAUAACGGAUUCUUUGCAUCAGUUGUAUGUAGUGUAGCCGGCUAGCUAACGCUAUACAUGGGGUAGGUUUGUUGCAGUUAAGGUAGACGUAGCCUGACACACACUAAAUAUGCAGGUAUGUGGUGGCAUCAGCGUGCGGGUUUCACUCCAAUACCUAUGCUUCUUUCGCGUUUUGGGUAUAAGGUUCAGGCCCAUGCAAGUCAGAACGGUGUACGGUUGUACCAUUUAUGGUCCCUGCAAUGGCGCGGUGGCUUUGGCUCCUAUACAUCUUCGAAGUUAGGACCAGGAUUUCGGUUGCCUGGUGAUUCGGAGGUACCUGUGGGUGAUGAUCUUGGGUCAGAACAACUACCUGCUCCUCCAGGGAACCCCAGCGGUAAAGGGGGAGGGGCUAAGGGGUGGACAGGGGAUUGUGAUAGGAACCCUGUGGUCUGUAAGAGAAUCGGACUAUCGGUAUUGGUGUCAUGUCACCGUCUCCUUGAGGUGUGCGU
Messenger RNA from Astrephomene gubernaculifera, 4433 nucleotides. The record is from the annotation of a GenBank genome assembly. NCBI's taxonomy places the organism in Eukaryota, Viridiplantae, Chlorophyta, Chlorophyceae, Chlamydomonadales, Astrephomenaceae.